Periconia digitata is the source of this 486-nucleotide messenger RNA. The record is from the annotation of a GenBank genome assembly. Lineage: Eukaryota; Fungi; Ascomycota; Dothideomycetes; Pleosporales; Periconiaceae.
CAGCGUGUGCCGUCGCACCCCUCUCUUGACCUGUUCCAAGCUGACAAGCGGUCGCUUCCGGAUUUACCAACCAUCUCAGACUCCAGAGAGGGGAAGGACCGAACGCCUUGCAUGGCCAAACAGUCUUUGUUGCAUCACAAAAGCCUUGACGCUCGUAUAUCCAUCUUGGUCCAUCUAUCUUGCCCGCUUCCGUGGAUCCCGCCCACUGCGGGACCAGCACAAAGAGUCCAUUUGCCAGCGCUGCGACGGCGCGAAUGCCUAUCAGAACCACCCGUUGAGCCCAACCGCUCGAGUCCCCAGCUAAUCUCUCUGUCUAUGACACCAGUGUCGUCUGAAGACCCAAAACAGUCCGCUUUCUCGCACUUGGCAAAUUGCUCAUGCGCUGUGCUUCUGCUCCUUCAAGACACGCCAAGCUACCCUGCCUCGACUCGGCGACCGUUGUUUGAUUCUGUCCUACUUCUUCUCCACCGGCUAUCUUCCCUUUGA